AUGAUAUGGAGAAUCGCUAGCGUUCGUCGCGCCAUGCGUAUCACUUUGAUUUUCCUGCUCAGUCUCGUGUGGGCUUCUUUCUUCGUCACCUUCAUCGGUGUGCUACUCUAUUGCUCCCCUGUCGAAGCCAAUUGGGAGACCCAUCUUGUCCUAGAGGGCAAGGCACACUGCGGAAGUAUAGCCGCCAUGAUCGGCUUGAGCCAUACAGCCACCGUGACGACAAUCAUUACAGAUAUCGGGUGUGCAAUGCUUCCCGGUGUGCUUCUUUGGAAGACACAGAUGAAGUCUCAGGCCAAGCUUGAAGUUUUUGCUCUGAUGUCUGUUGCAUCUAUGGCCUCUAUCAGCACGAUUGCACGUGCACCCUUCAUUUCUCACUACGAGCAGCCGGAGGACAAUCUUAAAUAUUACAUCGGCUACAUCGUCCUGUUCUCCAAUGUAGAAACCGGAGUCGGCUGCGUCGCCUCAUGCCUGCCUGCUAUCCGGCGGCUCCUUAUGCGCAUCGCCAAGAAGGAGACCUCAGAGCACAAGAGCUCGAAUGCGCAAGUAGAUGAUUCCGGAAUCGUCACCAUCGGUGGCGGUGGAGGCGGGUCCUCAAGCCGUGGCCGCAAGCAGAGGGGCAGGUUUUCCAACACCGCGGAGAGGGGUGGCAGCCUCACCACAGUUCAAGCCACCGGCGGUGCCAGAGCUGGCGAGUGGACGCAAUUGAAUGACGGCGAUUCGGAUGAGGUGCCGUUGUCGCCUUGGAAGAAACCAAUGGAAUCGAAGCCUACACAGGGUAUCGGGAUGGACUGUACUCACGAUGUAGAGCUUGAGCCGGUGAAGAUAAGCGUAGCUGGAACUGAUCACAAGUUAUAG
Diaporthe amygdali is the source of this 855-nucleotide messenger RNA. RefSeq lists its product as uncharacterized. NCBI's taxonomy places the organism in Eukaryota, Fungi, Ascomycota, Sordariomycetes, Diaporthales, Diaporthaceae. The record is from RefSeq and is a predicted model, not a curated record. The coding region runs from base 1 to 855 and encodes 284 amino acids. The transcript has 3 exons.